AUGGACAAUUCUUCAGACGAUUACUUGCCCAGUCAUUCAUCAUCAGAUGUUGACUCCGACACAAGCUCAUUGCAAUUGAAACCCAGGAAGAAGAAAGCUAAAAGAUUAUCUAUCAAAUCGAAGAAAUCUAAUGAUGGUCUUCAGAUGAACAACCCAGUACUGACAUUAUCCACCAGUAACUUUGCAACAGCUGUAAAUUCCUCGAGGUCCAAUAUAAUUCAUCCUAGUACAGAUAAUCAAACAAUGUUGAAAUACCUACGGUUAUCCUAGGGUGCAAUCAUCGCGAUCCGCAACCUUUUACUUCUAGAGAUGCAAACAUCAUACCAAAAGAACAACGUCAGUCCACUAUUGAUGAAGUCAUCGAUGAAGUUAUAGCUCAGUUUUGUCUUAUA
This is a messenger RNA of Acanthoscelides obtectus, 392 nucleotides long. The record is from the annotation of a GenBank genome assembly. Lineage: Eukaryota; Metazoa; Arthropoda; Insecta; Coleoptera; Chrysomelidae.